Agrilus planipennis (emerald ash borer) is the source of this 600-nucleotide messenger RNA. RefSeq names its product natterin-3. The record is from RefSeq and is a predicted model, not a curated record. The transcript is spliced from 4 exons. The coding region runs from base 85 to 546 and encodes 153 amino acids. NCBI's taxonomy places the organism in Eukaryota, Metazoa, Arthropoda, Insecta, Coleoptera, Buprestidae.
AUUCAGUAGCACGACUGAAGCAAACUUACAACCAACUUUAAUUCUAUAUUGGUAUCAAGAUUUGUCUAGCAUCCAAACCUAACCAUGUUUCCAGAUGAUCUAAUUUGGGAAAAUUGGAACUCUGAUGAGAGUCUGGAAGUCCCACCUAAUGCCGUUUGUGGAGGUAUUGAUGCUGAUAGAAGUAGGAUCUACAUUGGAAGAGUAUUUCACGAAAAUCAUUUGCUUCCUGCCAAGAUUAUACCCAAAAAGAAAAAUGCAUUUGUAGCCUACGGAGGCCAGGAACACAAAAAAUCAUCUGCCCAAAUUUUAAUUGAAAACGAUCAAAAUCGCUUUGAGUGGAUAGAAAAGCAAGGCCCCUCAAUUCCGCCAAAUGCUGUAAAGGGAGGAACAACAGAACUGGGAGAACCCUUAUACAUUGGACGUGUUUGGUUUAAGGGUUCAAAAACAAUAGGAAAAAUUCAUCCUAGCCACGGUUGCCUUUACAUUGCAUUUGAUGGAUUAGAAUACGGGUUUAAAAAAUAUGAAAUAUUCGUAAGAAAAGAAUAAACUUCUGUAUUUUGUACUCAGUUUACAAAAAAAGUAAUAAAUAGUAAGGAAUAA